CGUGUCUAACCUAUUUUAAUGUUCCAUGUUCAAAUCGGUGCUUUUGUUACUGUUAGAAUACAAAACAACGAUAAACAAAGUGAGCGAAAUUCGUGGCUGGAAUUGAAUGGGGUUAUGAAAGAUCAUUAGUAAUAGGUUGCAAUGUCUACUCCUUGUCAAGGGAAUAAACGUGGAAGAGCUACUAAUACUAUGCAUAAAUUUUUCAAAACUAUUGAAGCAGCAACUAGUAAUGUGAUGUUUUCGUCUCCAUCAUCUGCUAGAAAUCAUGAAGUUUCAGUUGUAAAUUGUGAACCUGAAGAAGUUGAGGGUACUCGAAGAACUGUUGAAGUUGAGGGUACUCGAAGUACUGAUUUUGAAGAAGUUGAGGGUACUCAAAAAACUGAUGGAGUUGAGGGUAUUCAAAGAACUGAUUUUGAAGAAGUUGAGGGUACUCGAAGAACUGAUCUUGAAGAAUUGGAUACUCAAAUCGUACCUGAAGUUGCCGAUAGUGCGUAUGUUACUUCUUUAGAACGGGAUCCUAGAUUACGUAUACCGAUAAUGCAACAUCCGGCUAACAAACGUGUUGAAGUUCGCCGAGCUUAUCUACAAAUGGGGCGUAUUAGAAUAAAACUUGCUAAGUAUCCAGGUACUCCAAUGGGAAUCCAAGACCGUCGAUUUUCUGCGAAGUGGUUUGAUGAAUUUCAUUGGUUAGAAUAUUCUAAAGCUAAAGAUGCUGUGUUCUGUUUCUAUUGCUAUUUAUUUGAGAAAAAUCUACCAAGAAGACCAGAGUACACUUUUGAAGGAUUUAGAAAUUGGCAUAACGUUAAAAAUGGAGCUAAAUGUGCAUUUUUGGCACACAUGGGAAGUAGCAAUUCUGUACACUUCACAUCUUUAGAAGCAGGUGAGAAUUUAAAGAAUCCACAACAACAUAUUUCCACUAUUAUCCGUACGCAGUCGAUAGAGAUUAUAUGGAGAAACAGGUUAAGAUUCACAAUAUCGGUUCAAUGUGCCCAGUGGUUAGGUUUUCAGCAGUGUCCUUUUAGAGGACACGAUGAAUCGAAAAAUUCAAAGAACCGUGGUAAUUUUCUUGAGAUGGUUAGAUUUUCCGCCACACUCAAUGACAAGGUGAAAGAGGUUGUCCUAGAAAAUGCUCCCAAAAAUUCUACUUAUACGUCGCCUGCUAUUCAAAAAGAGAUUUUGAAUAUUGUUUCUAACGAAAUCAGAGACAAGAUUCAUGAAGAAAUUGGAGAUAGGAAAUAUUGCAUACUUGUGGAUGAAUCUAAAGAUGCUUCAGAUAAAGAGCAGAUGGUGCUAGUUUUGAGGAUCUUUCCAAGAUGCUCAAGAAGAUGAUAUUAACCAAAGGUUGGCUAAUGGUGAUCUUGAGACAGGUAGAGGGGAUAAUCAAAUAGGUACGUUUCCACGAGCUACUGAUACUCGCUGGAGUUCUCAUUAUGGUUCUGUAUGCAGUUUGAUUGAUAAGUUUGAUGCAGCUUAUACAACUAUUGAAGAUAUUAGUACAAGUGAUCCUAACGAUACAUGUGGGGUAGGUCAAGCACAAAGUACUUUAGAAAAAAUGCAAGAAUUUUAAUUUGUUUUUGUGUUGCAUCUAGUAUAUAAGAUAAUGGGAUACACUGAAAUACUAUGUCAAGGACUUCUAAAGAAAACACAAGACAUAUUCAAUGUCGUGACUUUAGUUUCGAACACUAAGAUUUUACUUCAUAAAUUAAGAUCAGAUGAAGAUGGUUAUCGACUUUUUAUCGAAACAGUGUUCCUAUUUUGCAUUAAACAUGGUAUCGACAUCCCUGAUACGACCGCACCUUAUAUGCAAGGUACAGGUCGUUCUUGCAAGCAGCGUGAUAACAUUACUGUAGAUCAUCAUUAUCACCAUGAUAUUUUUAAUGCUGCAAUUGAUCUUCAGAUCGCAGAAUUAGUUGGAAGGUUUCCUGAGGAUACAAUGGAGUUACUUGUUCUUUGUUCAUGUUUGGAUCCUCGAGAAUCUUUCAAAGCAUUCCAUGUAGAAAAUGUUUGUACUCUAGCUGAAAAGUUUUAUCCUCUCGAUUUCAGUCGACAAGAGGUACAUACUUUGAGAAAUGAAUUAUACCACUAUGGGCAAGAUGUAGUCAAGCAUGCUGGUUUUAAGAACUUAUCAACUGUUGCUGAAUUAUGUAGACGUCUAGUGGAAACAAGAAGGGAAGAUGUUUAUCCUUUAGUUGAUAGGAUGAUUCGUCUUAUAUUAACUCUUCCUGUUUCUACAGCAAGUGCAGAACUGUAUUUUUCAACAAUGUCAAAUGUUAAAUCAGCUCUCCGCAACAAAAUGGAUGCAAACUUUCUUAGAGAUCGCAUGAUGAUAAACAUUGAAAGUAUCCUUGCACGAAAAAUCAGUAUUGAUCGGAUAAUUGAUUUGUUUAUUGCUCGAAAGGAUCGAAAAGUAAAACUAAAGGAAUAGAUGAUGAUCUAAAUGCUG
Papaver somniferum (opium poppy) is the source of this 2443-nucleotide messenger RNA. Its product is annotated as zinc finger MYM-type protein 1-like. The record is from RefSeq and is a predicted model, not a curated record. The transcript has 3 exons. Bases 142 to 1329 code for a protein of 395 amino acids. Lineage: Eukaryota; Viridiplantae; Streptophyta; Magnoliopsida; Ranunculales; Papaveraceae.